AUGGUUGCUUCUCACUUCGACACCCUUCAAGUGCACGCUGGUCAAGAACCUGAAGGCCCAUCUAGAGCAAGAGCCGUCCCUAUUUAUGCCACUUCGUCUUAUGUUUUUGAAAACUCCCAACAUGGUGCUCAAUUGUUCGGGCUUGAAAAAGAAGGGUUCAUCUACUCUCGUAUCAUGAACCCAACCCAAGACGUUUUUGAAAAACGUAUUGCCGCCCUUGAAGGUGGUGCUGCUGCCCUUGCCACUGCUUCGGGUCAAGCUGCCCAACUCAUUGCCAUCAAUGGUUUGGCCCAUACUGGGGAUAACUUUAUCACCACCACUUUUCUUUACGGGGGUACUCACAACCAAUUCAAAGUGGCUUUCAAACGGUUUGGUAUCGAAGCUCGUUUUGUCAAUGGUGACAAGCCAGAAGAUUUUGCCGCACAAAUUGAUGACAGGACUAAGGCGAUUUAUUUGGAAUCGAUCGGUAACCCAAAGUACAAUAUUCCUGACUUUGAGAAAAUCGUUGCCGUUGCUCACGACCACGGAAUUCCGGUGAUUGUUGAUAACACUUUUGGUGCUGGUGGGUUUCUCGUGAGACCAUUCGACCACGGGGCCGACAUUGUGGUGCACUCUGCCACCAAAUGGAUCAAUGGUCAUGGUACUGCGAUUGCUGGGGUGGUUAUUGAUAGUGGUAAGUUUCCUUGGGCCAAAUACCCAAAGAAGUUCCCGCAAUUUUCUGAACCAAGUGAGGGGUACCAUGGUUUGAUUCUCAAUGAAGCAUUUGGCAAUUUGGCAUUUAUCGGCCACGCUCGUACCGAAUUAUUGCGUGACUUGGGCCCUGCGUUAUCUCCAUUUUCUGCGUUCUUGUUGCUCAAUGGGUUGGAAACCUUGUCACUUAGAGUAGAAAGAUCCGCCAGUAACACUCUCAAAUUGGCCCAACAUCUUGAAAAAUCCCCAUAUGUCAGUUGGGUGUCGUAUCCUGGGUUAAAGUCUCACCCAUACCACGACAAUGCAAACAAGUACUUAAAUGGUAAUGGUUAUGGUUGUGUGUUGUCUUUUGGGGUGAAACAGACCUCUGGUGAUGCUACUGCCUCGACAUUUGAAAAAUCAGGGGUCAGAGUGGUUGACGGGUUGAAGGUUGCUUCGAAUUUGGCGAACGUUGGUGACUCUAAGACUUUGGUGAUUGCUCCGUAUUACACCACCCAUCAACAAUUGAGCCACGAGGAAAAAUUGGCCGCCGGGGUCACUGAAGAUUUGAUCAGAGUUAGUGUUGGUAUUGAAUUCAUUGAUGAUAUCAUUGAGGAUUUCGAACAAUCUUUCAAGGCUGUUUAUGGUAAUUAG
This is a messenger RNA of Saccharomycopsis crataegensis, 1323 nucleotides long. It is a transcript of the gene MET17, whose product is annotated as bifunctional cysteine synthase/O-acetylhomoserine aminocarboxypropyltransferase MET17. Gene Ontology annotation, biological process: transsulfuration. NCBI's taxonomy places the organism in Eukaryota, Fungi, Ascomycota, Saccharomycetes, Ascoideales, Saccharomycopsidaceae. The record is from RefSeq and is a predicted model, not a curated record. Gene Ontology annotation, molecular function: pyridoxal phosphate binding; transferase activity, transferring alkyl or aryl (other than methyl) groups. Bases 1 to 1323 code for a protein of 440 amino acids. The transcript has a single exon.